Canis lupus familiaris (dog) is the source of this 6465-nucleotide messenger RNA. RefSeq names its product myotubularin related protein 9 (gene MTMR9). Gene Ontology annotation, biological process: negative regulation of autophagy. The transcript is spliced from 10 exons. Bases 101 to 1750 code for a protein of 549 amino acids. The record is from RefSeq and is a predicted model, not a curated record. Lineage: Eukaryota; Metazoa; Chordata; Mammalia; Carnivora; Canidae.
CCCUCCGGCCUGGCCCCGCACUACGGGCGGGUAGUGCUCCUCCGGGGCCCUGCGGCCGCGCGACCGCCUCGGACGGCCCUUGGCUCCGGCCGCGGGCAGCAUGGAGUUCGCGGAGCUGAUCAAGACCCCGCGGGUGGACAACGUGGUCCUGCACCGGCCUUUCUACCCCGCCGUCGAGGGCACUUUGUGUCUGACCGGCCACCACCUGAUCCUGUCCUCCCGGCAGGACAACACGGAGGAGCUGUGGCUCCUGCACUCCAACAUCGACGCCAUCGACAAGCGAUUUGUGGGACCACUGGGUACCAUCAUCAUAAAAUGUAAAGAUUUUCGAAUAAUUCAGUUGGAUAUUCCUGGAAUGGAGGAAUGUUUGAAUAUAGCCAGUUCCAUUGAGGCAUUGUCUACCCUGGACUCUAUCACUCUUAUGUACCCUUUCUUUUACCGGCCCAUGUUUGAAGUGAUAGAAGAUGGCUGGCAUUCUUUCCUUCCUGAGCAAGAAUUUGAACUCUACUCUUCAGCUACCAGUGAAUGGAGGUUAAGCUAUGUCAAUAAGGAAUUUGCUGUCUGCCCUUCUUACCCACCAAUUGUCAUAGUUCCCAAAUCCAUUGAUGAUGAAGCUCUUCGUAAGGUCGCUACAUUUCGACAUGGAGGACGCUUCCCAGUACUCAGCUAUUAUCAUAAAAAAAAUGGAAUGGUAAUCAUGCGAAGCGGUCAGCCACUCACUGGCACAAAUGGGAGAAGGUGCAAAGAAGACGAGAAGCUGAUAAAUGCUACCCUCAGGGCAGGAAAACGAGGCUACAUCAUUGAUACUCGAUCUUUAAAUGUAGCUCAACAAGCUAGAGCCAAAGGCGGUGGCUUUGAACAAGAAGCUCAUUAUCCCCAGUGGAGGCGGAUUCAUAAGUCCAUUGAGAGGUAUCACAUUCUUCAGGAGAGCUUGAUCAAACUUGUGGAAGCUUGUAAUGACCAAACACAUAACAUGGACAGAUGGCUCGGUAAAUUGGAAGCUUCCAACUGGCUGACUCACAUCAAAGAGAUUCUUACAACUGCUUGUCUAGCUGCUCAGUGUAUCGACAGGGAAGGGGCAUCCAUAUUGAUUCAUGGAACAGAAGGAACUGAUUCCACACUUCAGGUUACCUCCCUGGCCCAGAUCAUCUUGGAACCGAGAAGCAGGACCAUCCGUGGUUUUGAGGCCCUGAUAGAAAGAGAGUGGCUGCAGGCUGGUCACCCGUUCCAGCAGCGCUGUGCACAGUCAGCCUAUUGUAAUAGUAAGCAGAAGUGGGAGUCACCUGUAUUUCUUCUCUUCUUGGACUGUGUGUGGCAGAUACUUCGUCAAUUUCCUUGUUCUUUUGAAUUUAAUGAGAAUUUCCUCAUCAUGCUCUUUGAGCAUGCAUAUGCCUCACAGUUUGGAACAUUUCUGGGCAACAAUGAAAGUGAAAGAUGUAAGUUGAAGCUGCAGCAGAAAACGAUGUCUCUGUGGUCCUGGGUUAAUCGGCCCAGUGAACUGAGUAAGUUCACCAAUCCUCUCUUUGAAGCCAACAAUCUUGUCAUCUGGCCUUCAGUUGCUCCACAGAGUCUUCAGCUAUGGGAAGGUAUUUUCCUACGUUGGAAUAGAUCCUCCAAGUAUUUGGAUGAAGCAUAUGAAGAAAUGGUUAACAUCAUUGAGUAUAACAAGGAAUUGCAAGCAAAAGUAAAUGUACUUAGGAGGCAGUUGGCAGAACUGGAAACUGAGGAUGGGAUGCAGGAGAGUCCCUGAAAGAUCUUCCCACAAUCUGUAUAAAUAAGGACCUUCCUGGACCUGAAUCCCACCUCUCUCUCCUUUGGCCCUUCAGUUCACUUUUACACAGUAGCCUUGAACCUAAGGCUUUUAGAUGUGAGAACCCUCUAAUGUAGUGGAUUUCUCAAUACUUUAUGAAUGAAACUUACUGUAAUUACUCGUGUUUCAUGUGGCCUGUUAGGCCUCUUUACCUUGGGAGCAGAAAGGAGGUGCUAGUCAUUUUAUUUUAUGUGAAACAGGUGACCUAUUUAAUGCCAUUUGUGUUAUAUGCCAUUUAAUCAUAAAAUUUUUUUGUGUCUACUUUCCAAACAGUGCUCCAGACCAGUCAAGGAUAUGAUUAAUCUCGUUAGGGAAUAUUUGUUAGUUUUAAAAAAGAUUAGACUUUUAAACACUCCAAAUAUAGAAAUAUUUUUCAAAACCAAAAUGGUUGAUAAAUCAAGAAUUUUGUGAUUAACAUGCCAUUUCCAAAACUUUUGCCCUUCUCUUUAAAAUAGCUUUAGAUUAACAAAGCUGAAUUCAUUCUCAUUUUGGUUGUCAAGAAAGGAAAAUCUGAAUAUUUAUUCAAGGUAAAUAUUUUUACAAGGGUUAUAGGUAUAAUCCUCUGAUAUUUGCAUUAAAAAGUAAAUUUUAGCAGUAGACAGUAAAAGUAUGUGCAAUAUAGAAAUAAAGUAGGAAUUUGUUACUGAUAUAUCGUUACUGUUGCAUUAGUUUUUCAGGUUUGUGACUGUACAUAUUAAAUGUGUAUCAAAUGCUGGAUAUCCCAUUAAACCAUCAUUUAGGAUAGAUGUUUAUUUGUUACAAUUAAGCUACAAAUACGGUUUCCUUAAACCAGAAAUGCACUGCCCUUGUCUUAAGUUCUUACUGCACUGUUUUAUGUAUGUACAUGUGUUGUUUUAUUGUGUUUUAAGUAUUCUAAGAGUUUGCUAAUAAUAAUAACUAAGCUUAAACCUUUCAUGUUGGCUUGAGCCUUUUGAAAAUUUAUCUUGACUCUGCUGAUUUGUUCAUUAUAUGUUACACAAAUCUUUUUGAAGUGGAGGUGAAAGUUUAUGAAAUGACACAGCUAUGUUUUAAACUGCAGAAACAGAUUGAAAUGUUUCAAUAUUAAGACUGUAUUUAUGCUAUGCUAGUUUAUGCCUGCUACUCUUAAAGUUUGUGGUUCAGUGCUUUCUAUAUACAUUUCUGUUUUGUGGCACUGUUCAUUUUAAUAAAUACUACCAAUUCUAGUUUUCCAUUAAAAGGAUAAUUGAAGAGUAAACAUCUAAUACCAUAUCCACUCCCAUCUGUAUAUAACCAUUUCAGUGUAAAACACACCAAAACUGAACCCUACUUUAGAGAUAUGUAUUGAGCUAAAAAUAUAAUUUAAAAAAAUCUAGUCUAGCAUAAUCUAUGGCCACAUUCAGAUGCCUUGGAAAAUACAAAUACUUUCUAUGUCUAGUUGCCCAAGGUUCAUCUUUUUUCUAUUUUCUCUGACUGGUAGCAAAAGGCUUGGACAACGACGCAUAUCAGAACUCUGCUUUGGUGUAUUUGCCUGCCUUCUCUGAGCUCAGAUUUAUUCUCAACUUAUUUUCCUAGCAAUAGUUAUGCAUCUCUAGGCAUUAAAGCCCUCAAAAAAAGGCUACCCUCAAAAAAAGGCUACAGAAAAGCAAAGGAGAUCUUGGCUUUCAGUACCUCUGUGUUGUGUGAAAUGUUUAUAUUAAUAUUUUAAAAGAUGAAAUACCAUAGCUUUUUUUUUAUCACCUCUCAAAAUUGCUUGCUGCAUUUGUUCAUGCAGCUGAUCUUUUUGUUUGCUCCCAUUUUUGUCUCCAGAGUAGAUAUGAAGGAGCCCUUUUCUUCUCAGCGGGCCCAUAAGGAAAACCACUUAGAGUUUUGUUUUGUUGUUUUUAGUGAUUCUUUAGAAGUGACUCCUACUCAUGACAUUGAUUGGCUAUAGGGCUUUUGUAGGUGGGAGUUUUUAUUAGGCUCAGUCAUGGAGAAAUUGUAUGCCAUCAAUUUAUACAUGUCUUCCUGAUGAACGUUUUAUGUAUGAGCCAGACUCCAAUAAUAGCAUAGUGUUUCUUUUUUUUUCUUUGAGACAGCAAUCUUAAGCUAUUUGGACAAGUUUGUAUUUUAGUACUAAUUUAUAAUUAGGGAUUGUGCAAACCUCAGUUUUGUUUAUAGGUCAUAAAAACAAACUUUGGUAUCAGUGCAUCUUCAAAGGGGACAUCUAAUAAUGCAAAUAUUAGUGUUUUCCCAAACUCAAGAACUGUGUCAACAGUAUCAAUAUAAUUUAAAGAGGGAUUUUAGUAAUAAUAUGAAGUUACCUGUCACUUAGAUGAGAAAACUGCAUACAAUGGAUAUACUCGUGAGAAGACCCUUGUUAAACAUUAAGUUUGGGGAAUUAUCUUUGAUAAAUGUGGCUUUAAAAGCUUUGACGAAGAGAGUGGCAGCAGAAUUAGUGACCAAAUUGCCCCAUAGGAGUCAAUAAUACUCAAGUGAGAUAUAAUCACAUUUAUAUAUUUUAAGCAUCUUAUGAAUUCAUUUAUAGUGAAGGCUGUUUACAUUUUGGGAAUGCAAAAGUAGGUCCCACAAAGAAUAUUUUAAAAAUACAAAAGAUUGCUACAGUCCUCUGUCGUCAAUACGAGGAUCCUUAGAUUUUAAAUUAACAGGUUUUUUUUUUAGAAACCACAAGAACAUAGUUGGUUGAUUAUAUUAAGAUUUUGAAACUUUGGGUGGUAAGACUUUUCAGUAAUUAAUUGUUUGGUCAGAAUUUUUCAUUCUGGUUUUACUAAAAGGGAAGAAAACUUAUUUCUAAGAAAAAACAGGCCUUUGAAGCAAGAUUUUAAAGUGAUUUUUGGGAAAACUUUGGAAGACAACAGUCAUUUCAAACCCUGUAGGAGUAAUUUAAAAGAUUUCUUUGAACUCCAAGGCCUGAUUUACAGAGCUGAUAUGUCAUUGCUUUUCAUUUUAAAGGAUGAAAUUUAGUGAUAUUUUAGUCUUUGAUUCACUCAGUACUUAUAUUAAAUUUAAAAAAAUAUCUGACCAGUACUUUGUUUCUUGAAGUGAAAAAUAGAAGAAACAUUUUACUGUAUUUACAAAAAAAAAAAAAAAAGGUCUGCUCAGAGAUGUAACUCCUAUAGUUAAUCUGGUUUCAGUAUUAGCUGUUUUAAUUAUCAGUCUUAACCAGGUCAUCGGGUUCACUUUUUAUUAGACCCCAACCUGAGGCAAAAUUUUGGGUAUUCACCCAUAUUCAGAUUUAAUGAGUAAAAACUACAAGAGGGUAUCAUGAGCACUCUUUAUUAGAAAGUUAUUUCCUGAACCAAAAAAAAAGGGCAAAUUUUAGAAUAGUUGAUCCCCUGUUCUGGCAGCUUUGAAAUUUACCAGAGAAUGAAGUCAUUCAGUACAUUUGAUUCAGGUUUAUUAUACCUCAAGACAACAUAGAUUUGUUAUUUAUUACUCCUUAAUGUUAGAUCUUUUCUCCCUCUAGAGCUGAUACCCUAAGUUUAUUACCAAAUAGUAUUUUUAUGUAAUUCACCAUCUUAACAAAAAAUAUUUAAAGACUGAUUCCUCUAUUAAUAUUUAUUCUCAGAUGAUAUGAAAUGCUAAUUUUCUUACAGUGUCAGUUUUCUGAUUUUUUUUUUUUUUCUGGAGUAAACUAUUUCUACCAUCACUCAGUCUUUAUAAUCUCAUGUUUACAGCAUCUUCUUCCUUUAUUUUUUUAUUUUUUUUCAUCUUCUUCCUUUUAACCAAGAGCUCAGACAAGACCUUGUGAAACUGUAGGAUGAGGUUUUAGAAAGUUUGAACUUCUUAUCUAAAUUCUCCAUAAGAAAGUCCUGUUUUUGAACUCCAUUGUGGGACUGUAGUUUGUACUUAAUUUAGCGAAAGAUAGUGGGGCUCACUGUAGACACUACAUUGUCCUGAAAAAUAAUUCCUGAUGAGAGCUUACUGACUUUUAGAACCAUUCUGUUUAACCAUCUGUGAGUGUACACAUUAAAUGUAUUGGUAAUUUGUAAUAAAAACAAGUUGUACAACACUGCCUCUUUCUGCCCAAGACAUUUUUCAUUUGCUUUACUUUUAAAGUGCACAUAUCUUUGGAGACAUGGAUUACUCUACACAAAUACACCGAGUUCUGUUGCCUAGAAUCCUUAUAGAUCUAUUACCAUCUACACUAAAAAUGUACUUGCACAAUUUAGUUAUAUAUAUAUAUAAAAAAAGAGUAUGUAUUUCUUCAAUAGCCAGGUAUUUGGAUUGUAUUCUUGAUAUGUUUGAAUGUGACUCUUGAAUUCAAGUGCACUAUUAUUCAUGUCUUACACAAUAAAAUUGCACUGUAUGGCAAAUAUGUCUAUAAAGUAUGCUUUGCUAAAACCUCAGAGUGCUGUAAUGGACAGGUUUCUAUUAUGUGAACUUGUCUAUAUAUAGUCUUAGGGAAAAAUUCUAAACUUUUUAAAGUCUCUGUAACAUUUUAAUAUUAUUUGUAAUGUUCCCUAUGUGAUAAGUUCACUUUUGUCCUAAAACUGGAGUCAUUCAUUGUGAGUUGGCUGCUUUCUCAGGCUUGGUUUACUUAAUCAUGAAACAGUCUUGUCGAACAUGGUACAGUUAGUAUGUAAGAUUUGUGUGGUGUGCUCUCUGCCUCAGAGGACUGUUGCACAAAUGCUAGUGCUAAAUGUGUAUAGACAAUGGUAAUAAAAUUUGAAUAUAUUCAAAUGCUGAUAAAUUUA